This is a messenger RNA of Arxiozyma heterogenica, 1095 nucleotides long. RefSeq names its product Ncs6p (gene NCS6). Gene Ontology annotation, molecular function: tRNA binding. Lineage: Eukaryota; Fungi; Ascomycota; Saccharomycetes; Saccharomycetales; Saccharomycetaceae. Gene Ontology annotation, cellular component: cytosolic tRNA wobble base thiouridylase complex; mitochondrion. The record is from RefSeq and is a predicted model, not a curated record. Gene Ontology annotation, biological process: tRNA wobble position uridine thiolation. Bases 1 to 1095 code for a protein of 364 amino acids. The transcript has a single exon.
AUGUCUUGGACCGCUCCGAUUGAUCCGGUUAAUAAAAAACCUUUAAAAGUGUCACAAUUAUGUGAAAUAUGCCAUUGUCGUAAAGCGAUCAUCAAAAGGCCAAAAAACUUGCAAAAAAUAUGUAAAGAAUGUUUCUUCUAUGUGUUUGAAACGGAGAUUCACAAUACUAUUGUCAAUAACAAGCUAUUUUAUAAAGGGGAGAGAGUUGCUGUUGGUGCUUCUGGUGGUAAGGAUUCCACAGUUCUUUGUUAUAUUAUGAAGUUAUUGAAUGAACGACACAACUAUGGUAUUGAUAUCCAGCUUUUAAGUAUUGAUGAAGGGAUUGUGGGAUAUCGUGAUGACUCACUGGCUACAGUGAAAAGAAAUCAAAAACAAUAUGGACUUCCAUUGGAAAUUGUUUCAUAUAAGGAAUUGUAUAAUUGGACUAUGGAUGAAAUAGUGGCAGUGGCAGGGAUCAGAAAUAGUUGUACAUAUUGUGGUGUUUUUAGAAGACAAGCUUUAGAUCGUGGUGCACAACGGUUAGGCAUAAACCAUAUUGUUACAGGUCAUAAUGCAGAUGACAUGGCAGAAACUGUUUUAAUGAAUAUACUUCGUGGGGAUGUUGCAAGACUUGAGAAAUCUACAUCUAUUAUUACCAGUAGCAGCGGGUCUCCAAUUAAAAGAUCCAAACCAUUUAAAUAUACGUAUCAGAAGGAGAUUGUUCUUUAUGCACACUAUAAGAAGUUAGAUUAUUUUUCUACAGAAUGUACAUAUGCACCAGAAGCAUUUAGAGGCACAGCAAGGGAGUUAAUGAAGAACUUAGAAGGUAUUAGACCCAGCUGUAUCAUUGACAUCAUUCAUAGUGGCGAAAAUUUGGUCUUAAAGGAGAAAAAGAAAAGAAUAGUGUCAAAUCAAUCUGAACAACAAGCGAAGAAACAAUUCGCGGAUGGUAAUAGAUGUGAACGUUGUAACUAUCUUUCAAGCAAUAAAAUCUGUAAAGGUUGCAUUUUAUUGGAAGGUUUGGAAAAGAGCCGAGCAAGCGUCUCAAUUGAAUGUGAUUCAGCGAAUGAUGGUGCUGCAAGGACUUUAAGAACAUUAGAGAGAUUAUCAUUUUGA